Messenger RNA from Megalops cyprinoides (Indo-Pacific tarpon), 2736 nucleotides. It is a transcript of the gene alg13, whose product is annotated as ALG13 UDP-N-acetylglucosaminyltransferase subunit. The transcript is spliced from 24 exons. Bases 1 to 2736 code for a protein of 911 amino acids. The record is from RefSeq and is a predicted model, not a curated record. Lineage: Eukaryota; Metazoa; Chordata; Actinopteri; Elopiformes; Megalopidae. Gene Ontology annotation, biological process: protein deubiquitination. Gene Ontology annotation, molecular function: cysteine-type deubiquitinase activity.
AUGCAGAAAGCUCUGAAGAAGUAUUUUGUAAACAUGGAUGAGUAUCUCGCCAGCAUCGGCCUGUACAGGAAAAUGAUGCCUCGGGAUGCGUCCUGUCUUUUCAGAGCCGUUUCUGAGCAGCUGUAUUACUCUCAGCAUUACCAUCAGAAAAUCAGAAAGGACUGCGUCACCUUCAUGAAAGAGAACAGAUGCAACUUUGAGCCGUUCGUAGAAGGGUCUUUUGAGAAGUACCUGGAGCGUUUGGAGGACCCACAGGAAACAGCGGGACAAGUGGAGAUAAAGGCUCUGUCGUUAUUAUACAGGCGGUGCUUUGUAAUUUACAGGUAUCCAGGGAGACCCCCCACAGAGAUUGCUGAACAGGAAUACACAGAGAAGGUUUUCCUGUGUUGUUCCAACAACGGGCACUAUGACAUUGUGUACCCCCGGAGUUACCCAGUGGAUGCCGCGCUGUGUCAGUCGCUGCUGUACGAGCUGCUGUACUGCCGGGUGCUGGGGCUGGAGGAGGCGGAGCUGCAGGGGGCGGGGGAGGGGUUCCGAGGUGGGGGGCGGCGCUACAGGAACAGCCUGUCCCUGUGCAGUGAGGACACUGGCUACGACACCCCAGAGGACAGGGGUCAGAGGUCAGGGGCCGCCGCCAUGGGCGCGAACGCGCGCACACACACACACACACGCAGAGAGGACUGGGACAGAAGCGAUCUGAAUCGUCCAGACGACAAAGCCAAACCGGAAAAAGCCAGCUCAGAGGAGCCAAAGCCUGCAGAUGCCCCAGCCAAGGUCACCUUCCCCUACAAGGUGCUGAAAGCUCUGGACCCUGAUAUCUAUCGCAACGUGGAGUUUGAUGUCUGGCAAGACGGCCGCAAAGAGCUUCAGAAGACGGAUUACAUGGUGUUUGCCGGCAGACAGUACUUCCUGGGAGACAAGUGUCAGGUGCGUCUGGACCCCAAGGGGAAGUACUACAACGCCUUCAUACAGGAAGUGGGCAAUCACUCCAGCGCUGUGACUGUGUUCAUUGAAGAGCUGGGAGAGAAACACCUGGUGUCCCUGACCAACCUGAAGCCUGUGAACCCUGUCCCUGCAUGGAACAUCACCCCCAGCCGCAAGGGGGCUCCCUUCAGCCGGCCCGAGCAGUACCCUACAGAGCUAGACGCGGAGAUGAGGGGCCGUCGGCGGUUCUUGAAGAAGCCUCGCGGGAAGGAGGUUGUGAUGGCGGUGUCGUACGGCCGCCCCCAACCCGGGGUUCCCCCCCGGCUGCAGCUGGCCCCCGGCUGCAUGCCCCCCCGCUCUACCAUGCACCACCCCCCCGCCGCCCCUGUCCUGCCCUAUGAGCAUUACCGGCCACACCCCAUGCCCCGCCCACCCCGCGGCUUUGGCCCACCCAGAAGCUCCACCCGCUUCCUGAACCGGCACCACCUGAUUGGGCCAGAAGUGGCAUACUACCCGAACCACGGAAAGCGCUGCUACCAGAAUUUUGAUAACUGCUACCGUUCACGCCGGAGCCGCCGGCAGAUGCACUCAAAUAAGGAAUGCCAGUUCAGCUUCGGACCCGAGGCUGUGGAGGAGCCCCAGGACCUGGAGGGAAACAUCACCUUCUACGAGAUCGGAGAGGGGGACGAGACCGCCUUCCCCCCACUGCCUGUAAGUACCCCCAGUGGCCCCAUGGUGACGGCGCCCACCAACUUCUGGGUGCAGCGGGGCCCGAGUCCCAGCUCUGCAGGGGACAAGCCUCCUGUCGCCACCUCCGAGGACGACCCCGAGGACCCCAGCACCAAUGGUGAUUCAGGUGAAUAUCCAGAUGACUACAUCUACAGAUCCUCAGACCCCGGAUUCCAGAGCCCUUCAGUGUAUACAGCAGCCGAAGCAACUGCCAACCUGACGAUUCAGGAAGGGGGCUCUCGCUCUGGCUCACCACCAGAGGGCGUUGCCACCUACAGUUACUCCGAGCAGGUGGUGGUGAAGUCUGUGGUCAUCUCCUCCGCCCCCGCUGUCAACACGGCCCCCGCAGCCAUCUUCACAUCCAACUCCUCUUCCUCAGGCAGCUCCCAGACACCCUCGGCCUCCAUGCCCCCCACCGGCACCCUGCCGCCGCCCCCCCUCCUCCCCACCCACUCCAUGGGAAGGCCAGUUGUGUCUGUGCCGUAUCCGGCUGCUUCUCCCUGGUUCGUUAAUGAGAUGGGGGAAACCGUUGCCAUGCCUACCCCACCACCCUACUCGUACGACCCAAACGGCAGUGACCUCCCCCGAGACUGCAAGGUCCUGCAGUAUUACUUUAAUUUAGGAGUGCAGUGGUACCAGCAGCACUGCUGGCCGGCCGCGGUGCAGAUGCAGCCGGUGUACACCCACACCAGCGCCGACCCGCAGCUGCAGAGCUACGCAGUCAGCGGCGGGGGGACGGAGCGCAGCAUGGCACCGCCGUACCCGGAGACGGGCCGAACCGGACCGGACGUCCAGGGAGACGCCCCCAGCAACGGCACUGCCCUGUCCCUGGACCCCCCCACUGCAGCGCCCCCCUCCGGCACCGUGUUCUACCCCCUGCUGCAGGACCAGUGCAGCCAGACCCCCCACCACACCUUCGAGUCCUACACCUCUGUGCUGCCCACCUACCACUACCUGCUGCCCUGGACACCUGGCCCCGCCCAGCCCCGCCUGCAUGCCUCCUUCUGCCCCAACACCUCCCACCCGGUCAGCUACAUCACAGGGCCCCCCCACCCCGGACACUUUGUCCCCCACAACAUGUAG